Messenger RNA from Drosophila gunungcola (fruit fly), 905 nucleotides. RefSeq lists its product as uncharacterized. The record is from RefSeq and is a predicted model, not a curated record. The transcript has 2 exons. The coding region runs from base 516 to 815 and encodes 99 amino acids. Lineage: Eukaryota; Metazoa; Arthropoda; Insecta; Diptera; Drosophilidae.
AUGCUCAAGAUAAUUUGGCUUGAUUAUUUAUUAAUAAACUUUAAUUGAAUUUUCCAUUUAAAACUACCUUCUCUACCAUUUGCAAUAUAUUUUCUGUACUGGCUAAUCUCUCUCUCAGCCCAUCUUAUGUAAAAUUCUUGUCCUGCAUUUUGCGCAUUGUGAACUGAUUGCAUUUUCACUUGUCUGGAUUCCUGGAUUCGUUGGGCGUUGUCGGUGCGACAGGAAAUCAAUAAAAUAAACACAGCGACCGGCCCACGUCCACAAUAAAUAUGCCACAUCCGCCCCCCUGAUUCCGCCGACCUCUCCGAUUGUGUGCAAUCAAGAUCUCUGGAGGAUUAGGCAGACACAGGGUCUGGGUUAACAACGCCCAAGUCUCUUCUCAUGUUCAAGGGCUGGGACCAUUCAUUUAGAAUGGCUAGUCCAUUCUCCAAUCUGGCGUUCUUUGCUGAACUAUAAAAGCGGAGGAUUGUGUGGCCAAUGAACAACAGUCAAGUGAAGUGCACUGAGGCAGGAAGAUGUCACAAAGAUUGAACUUAUCUUUAAUUGUCCUGUUUUGCCUCUUGGCACUUGGCAUAGCUGAGCUGCAUAUCUACCAUCCUCUGAUGACCCUGCAUCACCAACCCACUUUGACCCACGUGGGUCAACUGGUGGAUCAUGUGCCCACUGCGGUUUCCCACCAGAGCUCCACCAUCGUCCACCGUAGUGUGCCCAGGAUUACUCCAUUGCUGGCACCUGCUUUCAGGACCUCCUAUUUGCACUAUCCCACCUGGAGCUAUCCGGUCUUUAAUGGCGACAACUCCCUUUACAGAAAGUAACCAGCUGCACAGCAAGACCCCUUUAAAAUGGAUUAAAUCCAAGUAAUUUGACUACCCAACUUUCGACUUAAACAAUAAAACAAAACAAAU